This is a messenger RNA of Alternaria postmessia, 564 nucleotides long. RefSeq lists its product as uncharacterized. Bases 1 to 564 code for a protein of 187 amino acids. The transcript has 3 exons. Lineage: Eukaryota; Fungi; Ascomycota; Dothideomycetes; Pleosporales; Pleosporaceae. The record is from RefSeq and is a predicted model, not a curated record.
AUGUGGUUUAUCUGGAACUUUAUCUCGAUAAAUUACGACAUGUAUUACACCAACCUUCGUCCUCACAGCCUGCCCGGCCACAAAUGGCAUGCUCCUUUCAAGCCUUUGGGCCAAUGGGCUGCCAUUGACAACCUGUACGGCGAGCGAGCUUGGAUAGACAACGAUACCGUCCUGGCUGGUGUUACUUCCAUCAGUGGCUUUGAGGCGAUGCUUUGCUUGGUUUACCUUUGGAGUCUAGUUCGGGGUCGCGGGUCGAGUAAAGCGACGAAGACAAAUACUGUCCGCCCAAUGACUACGCACACCGCCGUUAUCGGUUUGAUGGUUGCUGUGGCUCAUUGGACCAAGAUGUGGAUGUAUAUUACCGCGCAGCAAGCUUCCCAACGCUUCUGCGAGCACAGUUCUAUCCCUUCUCGUCUGAUUUGGAUGUUGGUCAACUAUUCAUCUCUUCUCUUCUCUGCGUAUGCGACAGGGGUCUUUACGGGAGUGAUAACAUCGGGCUCCCAGGAUCACGAGGAGACACAGCCACAUCCAACGCCUCCGGCGGAAAAACAGCGUAUUAAAUAA